CCGUAGUGCGCAGGCGCGCCGGGCCAGCUCGGCUGUCGUGGGAUUCUGGUUGUGGAAGGAGAGGAGCAGCAGCGGCGGCGGGAGUGUGGCUGUUCCGGGCGCUGUUCCGAUGGCCGCGGAUGCCCCGCCCGGCGCGCCCCUGACCCGGCGCCCGCUCCUCCUGGGCCAAGUGGAGGGCUCCCAGGACGCCGUGACCAUGGCCGCGAUUGUGCCCAAGGAAGAGGGCAUCCUCAGCGUCUCCGAGGACAGAACGGUUCGUUUAUGGCUGAAGAGGGACAAUGGACAAUACUGGCCAAGCAUAUACCAUGCAAUGCCAUCUCCAUGUUCAUGCAUGUGUGUUAAUCCAGAAACAAGAAGGCUGUCUGUCGGUUUAGACAAUGGCACCAUUUCGGAAUUUAUUUUAUCAGAAGAUUACAACAAGAUGACACCAGUUAAAAGUUACCAGGCUCACCAAAGUAGGGUUAUGAUGGUCCUAUUUGUCCUGGAAAUGGAGUGGCUCCUGAGCAUAGGGCAGGAUAAGCACUUCACUUGGCAUUGCUCAGAGAGUGGGCAGCGCCUCGGGAGCUACAGGAUCAGCGCUGGGGCGUGUGGAUUACAAUUUGAUGUGGAGACACGACAUGUUUUUAUUGGUGAUCUUUCUGGGCAAGUGACUAUCCUUAAACUGGAGCAAGAAAAUAGCAAUCUGAUAACAACAUUUAGAGGUCAUACAGGUGGAAUCAGUGCCCUCUGCUGGGAUCCGGUGCAGCGAGUCUUAUUUUCAGGCAGUUCGGAUCACUCAAUUAUUAUGUGGGACAUUGGAGGGAGAAAAGGAACCGCCAUUGAACUACAAGGACAUAAUGAUAAAGUCCAAGCGCUCUCCUAUUCUCAUCACACGCGACAACUUAUCUCCUGUGGAGCAGAUGGUGGAAUUGUGGUCUGGAAUAUGGAUGUUGAAAGGCAGGAGACACCAGAAUGGUUGGACAGUGACUCGUGUCAAAAGUGUGACCAGCCCUUCUUCUGGAACUUCAAACAAAUGUGGGAUAGCAAGAAAAUAGGUCUCAGGCAGCACCACUGCCGGAAGUGUGGGAAAGCUGUGUGUGGCAAGUGCAGUUCAAAGCGGUCCUGCAUCCCCCUGAUGGGCUUUGAAUUUGAAGUGAGAGUCUGUGACAGUUGUUAUGAAUCAAUAACAGAUGAGGAGCGUGCACCCACGGCCACUUUCCACAACAGUAAACACAAUGUUGUCCAUGUACACUUUGAUCCAACCAGAGGGUGGUUGCUAACGUCUGGAACAGACAAACUUAUUAAGUUGUGGGAUAUGACACCUGUAGUAUCCUGAUGCAUCCCUGAAGCCUAAAGAAAUUCUGUGUUACUGAAGAGGGGAUUCCUAGUCCUGUGGAAGCAGAUGGAUCAAGCUGUGUAGAGACCGAGAAGGGCAAGAACGAAUGCUUCUGGCUGGUUUCCCAAGCCACCUAGCAGAUCCAGCAUGAACACUUACACCAAAUGCUCUACUUUUCUUCAUUUUCAAAUGCAGAAGAUAUUUUUUUAAGCCAACGGUUAUACAAUCCAGUUCCACUCAGCCAUUUUGGGACUCUGUCUAGGAAAUCGGUGUGCAGUGCAGUUUGUUUCUUGUUCCAUGUUGACGUGUGCUGUUUUAUGUGGGGGAUUCUUGGUGGCUGUGAGUGGUCCUUCUGCUGUGUGACAUUGGCAAGACUGGUGCUGACUGUGUCUUAGGAGACAAAACAGAAAGCAAAUGAUCCCUCUUUCUGUAUUGUCCAGUGGCGUAAUUGAACAAGAACUUGGGGUUGCAAAAUUGUCUUCUGAGUUCUGGGCGAACCAAAGGUCAUUAGGGAAAAAAAGAUUGCCUUUCCUCUUACAUUCUAGCAGUCGGUCAAGCGAUGUGUGGGCAAAGGGAAGUGUAGGAAAAGUCCAGUCUUUUUCAUUGCAAGGCAAGUAUGAAUGCAUUAUUUGAUAGCAAACUUCAAAUAGAAUAAACCAGCCUUCUACCCCCAAGCGUAACCAAUGAGUGUAGAAAGCAGUUCAAACCAAGACUGCAAACAACUGGCUGUAACCUAGUGUCCGUUGAACUGAAUUGUCAUUGCGGAGAACGUCUGAUAGUUUAGCUGGACCAAGGCUGCAAGAACUUCAUUUUGAUUGACUUUAUGGGGCACGGUUUGAACUACCUUACAUUGGUCACCUAAUCUGGCAGAACGCGCAUUUUAAGAAUUUGCAGAUCACUGUAAUUGUUUAAAAUUCUCAAAAGGGCCCCCAAAUUAAUGUUAAAUUUCAAGGUGUUUUUUUUUUUUUGCUGCAUUAUUAGGCAUGUCUCUUUUUAAAAAAUAAAAAUAUAUAAAUUAAAACGGCCUCUUUCAAAAAUUA
This is a messenger RNA of Anolis carolinensis (green anole), 2355 nucleotides long. It is a transcript of the gene wdfy2, whose product is annotated as WD repeat and FYVE domain containing 2. Bases 110 to 1315 code for a protein of 401 amino acids. The transcript has 12 exons. Gene Ontology annotation, biological process: positive regulation of protein phosphorylation; positive regulation of fat cell differentiation. The record is from RefSeq and is a predicted model, not a curated record. Gene Ontology annotation, molecular function: metal ion binding; protein binding. Lineage: Eukaryota; Metazoa; Chordata; Lepidosauria; Squamata; Anolidae. Gene Ontology annotation, cellular component: early endosome.